CCCUCCGCUCCCUUGUUUUCCGAGGUCGCUUGACCUCGCCACGUGUUCACCAACUUCAUGUAGACAUUUGGCCUUGAAUUUAUAUCGGAUACACACAUUCCGUCCGCUCACUUGUCCAAGUUCAAGUCGCCGCCGGCGCAAUUGUCGAUACACGAUGCUCCUGCGGAUAGCGCUGUUUGUUGUAGUCGCCUGUCUGGCACUACUGGUUGUUGGUGCAGAGGAUUACUACAAGCUGCUGGGCCUGAAGAAGGAUGCCUCUGAGCGCGAAAUCAAGAAAGCGUACCGAACUCUCAGCAAAAAGUUCCACCCCGACAAGAACCCUGGCGACGACACGGCGAACCAGAAAUUCGUUGAGAUUGCUGAAGCAUACGAGGUCCUCAUUGAGAAAGAGACGCGCAAGAUUUAUGAUCAAUACGGUCAUGAAGGCAUUCAGCAGCACAAGCAAGGUGGCGGCCCUCGGCAACAGCACGAUCCCUUUGACCUCUUCUCGCGCUUCUUCGGCGGCUCUGGACACUUUGGACACCAGGGUGGGGAGCGACGGGGACCGAACAUGGAAGUCAGGGUGGCUGUUCCCCUGCGUGACUUUUACAAUGGCCGAAAGACGGAAUUCACAAUUGAGAAGCAAGCCAUUUGUUCCGCCUGUGAGGGCUCGGGUUCCGAGGAUGGUCAUGUGGAGACUUGCGGCGCAUGUGGUGGACGGGGUAUCCGCAUACAACGGCAGCAACUCGCACCAGGACUGUUCCAACAGGUUCAGGUACACUGCGACCAAUGCCACGGCAAAGGAAAGACGAUCAAGAGCCCAUGUCCAGUGUGCAAUGGCAACCGAGUGAUCCGCGAAGCAGAGACGCACAAGCUCGAGAUUGAAAAGGGCAUGCCCAAUGGGGUGCGCGUUACGUACGAGAACGAAGCGGAUGAGAGCCCCGACUAUGUUGCUGGCGAUCUUAUUGUUCACCUGGCCGAAUCCGAACCUGCCAUGGGCCAACAAGAGCACGAGCGCACAGAUGGUACGUUUUUCAGAAGACGAGGUCAACACCUCUUCUGGCGCGAGGUUCUAUCGCUUCGGGAGGCAUGGAUGGGUGACUGGACACGCAACAUUACACAUCUUGACGGCCACAUUGUGCAGCUCUCGCGCAAGCGCGGCGAAGUGGUACAGCCUGGUCUCGUUGAGAUUGUAAAGGAGGAGGGCAUGCCCAUCUGGCACCAGCAGCUAGACAACAACGAGGGUCUGCAAUUUGGCGACCUACACGUCGAGUAUGUUGUAGUACUACCCGACCAGAUGGAGAAGGGCAUGGAGAAGGACUUUUGGAGCGUGUGGGAGAAGUACAGGAAGAAGAAUGGCGUCAGCAUGGAUGCCGAGUUUGGACGGCCACAGGAGCCCAUCAAGAUGCCUGAGCCGGAUGCGCAUGAUGAGCUGUAAUAGCCGUGGUCUUUUUUUUCUUAGCAUGACUGUAUAGAGCAAAGAGAGGCCUUUGUAUGUAUGAAUUCAACGCGAAAUACC
Messenger RNA from Exserohilum turcica Et28A, 1498 nucleotides. RefSeq lists its product as uncharacterized. Gene Ontology annotation, cellular component: cytoplasm. The record is from RefSeq and is a predicted model, not a curated record. The transcript has 3 exons. Bases 155 to 1417 code for a protein of 420 amino acids. NCBI's taxonomy places the organism in Eukaryota, Fungi, Ascomycota, Dothideomycetes, Pleosporales, Pleosporaceae. Gene Ontology annotation, molecular function: Hsp70 protein binding. Gene Ontology annotation, biological process: protein refolding.